AACAUCUGUAUUAGAAUUCCAUCUCACGAAUCUCUCAGAGGAUCUGGAUCUCCAGCCCAUUCUCUUUUUGCUCUUCCUCUCCAUGUACCUGGUCACUGUACUUGGGAACCUGCUCAUCAUCCUGGCUGUCAGUUUUGAGUCCCAACUCCACACCCCCAUGUACUUCUUCCUCGCCAAUUUGUCUUUAACUGACAUCUGUUUCAUCUCCACCACUGUUCCAAAGAUAAUUGUGGAUAUUUUAACACACAAGAGUGUCAUUUCCUUUGUUGGCUGCCUGACACAAAUGUCUCUGCUGAUUCUUUUUGCAUGUAUGGAUUACAUGCUUCUGACCGUGAUGGCCUAUGACAGGUUUGUGGCUAUCUGCCAACCCCUGCAGUAUUAUUUUAUUUUGAACUUUAGCCUCUGUGUCUUCUUUGUUUUCAUAUCUUUUUUAUUUAGCGUUAUGGACUCACAAUUGCAUAAUCUAAUUGUCUUAAAAUUCACUUACUUCCAGGAUGUUUCAAUUUCCAGCUUCUGCUGUGAACCUACUCAAAUUCUUAAGCUGGAUUGUACUGAAAACUUUACCAAAAGCAUCAUUACUUAUUUUGCUGGUGCCAUAAUUGGUUUUUUACCCAUUUCAGUAAUAUUAUUCUCUUAUUAUAAAAUCAUUUUCUCUAUUCUCAGAAUCCCAUCAUCACGUGGGAAGUAUAAAGCUUUCUCCACCUGCGGGUCUCACCUGUCAGUUGUUUGUUUAUUUUGUGGAACAAGCAUUGGGAUGUACCUUGAAUCUACUCUAGCACAUUCUUCUGAAAAGAGUGUGGUGUCUUCUAUAAUGUACACUAUUGUGACUCCUGUGCUGAAUCCCUUCAUCUACAGCCUGAGGAAUAGGACGUUAAACAUGCCCUAA
Molecule: messenger RNA, 886 nt
Organism: Fukomys damarensis (Damara mole-rat)
Lineage: Eukaryota; Metazoa; Chordata; Mammalia; Rodentia; Bathyergidae
Product: olfactory receptor 7E24-like
Exons: 1
Coding region: 83-886 (267 amino acids)
Biological process (GO): G protein-coupled receptor signaling pathway
Cellular component (GO): membrane
Molecular function (GO): olfactory receptor activity; G protein-coupled receptor activity
Source: RefSeq, a predicted model, not a curated record